CUGACACCGCAGAAUCUGGAGGAAGAGAAACAAAGCAGCAUUAACACCGGUCUGUAAAGUGCAUACAGCCCUCAGGAGUGAGCAGGGUUAUUCUUUCUACUGCCAUCUGACAGUUCACUGCAGGACCGACCCACCGGAGGGAAGACAGCAUUAACAAUCAAGUUCCUGCUGGAAAGGGAGGGAAGAGACUCCCACUGAUGGUCCUUAAACCAUGGCCGCAGAGCCCCGCAUCUGAGAGGGCAGCUUAGGACCGGGAUUCCCAUGUGCCUUCGAGUUUGCUAAGCUGCUGGUUUAUUACCAAAAGAAAGAAAGAAUGUGGCAGAUUGUUUUCUUUACUUUGAGCUGUGAUCUUGUCCUAGCCGCAGCCUAUAACAACUUUCGGAGAAGCAUGGACAGCAUUGGGAGAAGGCAGUAUCAGGUUCAGCACGGAGCCUGCAGCUACACUUUCCUCCUGCCAGAGACAGACAACUGUCGCUCUUCUAGCUCCUACGUGCCCAACGCCGUGCAGAGGGACGCACCACUAGAUUACGAUGACUCGGUGCAGAGGCUGCAAGUGCUAGAGAACAUCAUGGAAAACAACACUCAGUGGCUAAUGAAGCUUGAGAAUUACAUCCAGGACAACAUGAAGAGAGAAAUGGUAGAGAUGCAACAGAAUGCGGUACAGAACCAGACCGCUGUGAUGAUAGAAAUAGGAACAAACCUACUCAAUCAAACAGCAGAGCAAACACGGAAGUUAACAGACGUUGAAGCACAAGUAUUAAAUCAGACAACAAGACUUGAACUUCAGCUUCUGGAACAUUCCCUUUCCACCAACAAAUUGGAAAAACAGAUUUUGGAUCAGACCAGUGAAAUAAACAAAUUGCAAGAUAAGAACAGUUUCCUGGAAAAGAAAGUACUAGACAUGGAAGACAAGCAUAUAGUUCAACUACGGUCAAUAAAAGAAGAGAAAGAUCAGCUCCAGGUGUUAGUAUCCAAGCAAAAUUCCAUCAUUGAAGAACUAGAAAAACAACUGGUGACCGCCACAGUGAAUAAUUCGGUUCUCCAAAAGCAGCAACAUGAUCUGAUGGAGACAGUUCAUAAUUUAUUGACUAUGAUAUCAACGUCAAACUCAGCUAAGAACUCCUUUGAUGUUAAGGAAGAGCAAGUCAUUUUCAGAGACUGUGCGGAAGUAUUCAAGUCAGGACUGACAACCAACGGCAUCUACACGCUCACAUUCCCUAAUUCCACAGAGGAGAUCAAGGCAUACUGCGACAUGGAAACCUCUGGAGGCGGGUGGACGGUCAUUCAGCGGCGUGAAGAUGGCAGUGUUGAUUUUCAGAAGACUUGGAAAGAAUAUAAAGCGGGAUUUGGGAACCCUUCCGGUGAACACUGGCUGGGAAAUGAGUUUGUUUCCCAAGUGACCAAUCAACGGCCCUAUGUGCUUAAAAUACACCUUAAAGACUGGGAAGGGAACGAGGCGUACUCACUGUAUGAACAUUUCUAUCUCUCCGGUGAAGAACUUAAUUACAGGAUUCACCUUAAAGGACUUACAGGGACAGCCGGCAAAAUAAGCAGCAUAAGCCAACCAGGAAAUGAUUUUAGCACAAAGGAUGCAGACAACGACAAAUGUAUUUGCAAAUGUUCACAAAUGCUCACAGGAGGCUGGUGGUUUGAUGCAUGUGGUCCCUCCAACUUGAACGGAAUGUACUACCCACAGAAGCAGAACACAAAUAAGUUCAACGGUAUUAAGUGGUACUACUGGAAAGGCUCAGGCUACUCGCUCAAGGCCACAACCAUGAUGAUCCGACCAGCAGAUUUCUAGAUGCCUGCACACACCUGAGGAGUGGUGGCCGACUACUCUUAUUUUCAGAGACCUAAUCCUGAAGCUCUAAAAGACAAGGCUGCAUACUGUGCCCUCGUCCACCUCAGAGAGGCAGCAUGCGCUCAGGUGCCACAGGGAUCCAUGAGCUCCAGCUUAGAGCCCCGUAAAACCUCCUCACUCAAACCUGCAUCACUCAUGCACCGACGCACAGCCCUGGUAUUGUGACCUGGUAGAAUGCCUAUGUGAAGAUAAAUCUAAGCCUGCAAAUUUAAGACUGACAAUUUACAGACUCUGUUGUCACAACCAAGAAUGUUGUGCCGGGUUCAUCCGUAAAUAACUGGAAAACAGAACACUUAGGCUAUACAGUAGAGAUAACCUUGGAGCUACAUUUUUCUAAGCCCUGUUUAUAGAUUGUGUAAAUAUCCAUAUGUCCUGAAUUCAGCAUCACUAUCGUAACUGAAAGG
This is a messenger RNA of Odobenus rosmarus divergens (Pacific walrus), 2265 nucleotides long. It is a transcript of the gene ANGPT2, whose product is annotated as angiopoietin 2. Gene Ontology annotation, molecular function: receptor tyrosine kinase binding. Gene Ontology annotation, biological process: angiogenesis; Tie signaling pathway. The coding region runs from base 314 to 1801 and encodes 495 amino acids. NCBI's taxonomy places the organism in Eukaryota, Metazoa, Chordata, Mammalia, Carnivora, Odobenidae. The record is from RefSeq and is a predicted model, not a curated record. The transcript is spliced from 9 exons.